CUCUCUCUCUUUCUCUCUGCUCUGCCAAUUGAUCUCGGUUCGAGCAACGAACCUGAAUUAGAGGAAGGGCGAGAGAGAGAGAGAGAGAGAGAGAGAGAGAGAGGGGGGAAGGGGAGAAACUUAUCAUUUGGGUCGGAUCUCAGACCCCGACUCGGCAGCAAGAACCGCUCCUCGAGCCUUCCCGUCGAAUGGAUUCCGAUUUGUGGAUCUCGCGCCUGGAAGCGGCGAAGAGACACUUGUCGCUCCAGCUUCGCCACAAUAGUCGAUCAGAUCGGUUGAGCGUAGAUGACUUCGCGAUGGAGGAGGAGAUCUGGCCGGAUUUGCCCUGCCCGUACUGCUAUGAGGAUCACGACCUCGCUUCUUUGUGCUCCCAUCUUGAAGAGGAGCAUCCUUUUGAAUCGAAAGUUGCUGUUUGCCCUAUCUGCUCUGUGAAGAUUAUGAAAGACAUGCUGAAUCAUAUUAUAGUGCAACAUGGACACUUGUUAAAGAGAUCUCGGCCUUUAUCCGGGUAUACCAUCCCUAGCAGCCAGGCACUUUCCCGACUUAGGAAGGACCUUCGUGAAGCCCAUCUGCAGUUGCUUUUGGGAAAUGGGGUCUAUAGAUCAAGCAACACCACAUUGAAUGCAGCAGCUGAUUCAUUUCUUUCAUCAUUUGCACUAGAUUUCCCAACAUCUGAGGCAGAAAAACACUCAAGAUCUUCCAUUUCAGCUGGAGAUGAUUUGUGUUCUAAUAAUGAAUCAGCUUUACCAACUUGGAACUUGAGUUUUGACUCUUCAUUGACUCAUGAAGAGAGGGAACAAAAGCGAAAGCAUGCCACCACAAGAGCAACUUUUGUGCAAGAUUUGCUUCUGUCGACUCUUUUCACUAAUUGAUGGAGGUGCAAGGACGAGCGAAUGAUUUGUGGAUUCCUGUUGCUAACUGAUGGUGAAUCAUUGAGAACUCAUCUAAAGUCCUUGAUGAUGAAGGUGACAUACUAGGAAGAGAUAUGGUGGUGAUCUCAAUGUUCUUCAACCAGAUGGAUGCAUCGACAAAAAAAAAAAAUGCAGUAAUCCAAAUAUCUAUAAAUAAGUUAUACUUUCAGUAAUUGUUUUUCCUUAAUAACUUGUAGAGACAUCGUAUGCAUCAGAACAGUUUACAGUGUGAACUUUUGGUGGAAGAUACAUGUUCUUUA
This is a messenger RNA of Musa acuminata subsp. malaccensis (wild Malaysian banana), 1171 nucleotides long. Its product is annotated as protein DEHYDRATION-INDUCED 19. Lineage: Eukaryota; Viridiplantae; Streptophyta; Magnoliopsida; Zingiberales; Musaceae. The record is from RefSeq and is a predicted model, not a curated record.